AUGCUUGAGCUCCGCAAUGAGCUGCAGCAACAACCACCAGCAGCAGCAGCAGCUGCUGCUGCAGCAGCAGCAGCAGCAGCAGCAGGAGUGCUGCCCAGCAAACGACGCGCUAGAGACUGCCCGAUAGAGAGCCUAGCCUCUGUCUCCGUUUCCUUUCUGCAGCUGAGCAACAAAGCAGCAGCAGCAGCAGCAGCAACAGCAGCAGCAGCAGCAACAGCAGCAGCAGCAGCAGCAGCAGCGAGCAGCAGCAGCAGCAGGAGGCCGUCGUGCUGUUGGCGUGCGACCGCACGCGAGCGGACCCAGCAGCAGCAGCAGCAGCAGCAGCAGCAGCAGCAGCAGCAGGAGGAAAAGCAGCAGCAGCAACAACACCGGUUCAAAUACACCAAGCAGAAGCAGCAGCAGCAGCAGCAGCAACAGCAGCAGCAGCAGCAACAGCAGCAGCAGCAGCAGCAGCAGCAGAACGGAGAAGACAGCAGCAGCAGCUGUCUCUUGCAUUCUAUUCCGACUAUAACGGCUAUGCCGCUCUUCUCCAGCGACCGCACGCGAGCGGACCCAGCAGCAGCAGCAGCAGCAGCAGCAGCAGCAGCAGCAGCAGCAGCAGCAGGAGGAAAAGCAGCAGCAGCAACAACAACAACAACAACACCAUCAGCAGCAGCAUCAGCAGCAACAGCAACAACAACACCACCAGCAGCAGCAUCAGCAGGAACAGCAACAACAACACCACCACCAACAGCAGCAGCACCAGCAGCAGCAGCAGCAGCAGCAGCAGCAGGAGCAGCAGGAGCAGCAGGAGGCCGUCGUGGUGUUGGCGUGGUGGGAGAGGAGGGGGGCGGGGGUAGGGGAGGAGGAGACAAUCGUUUUGCUGCUGGAGAUACAAAGACAGCCGGUGUCUUUGUUGCUUCGCAUGCAUUCGAUGUGGGGAGUUGUGGGGUCCCCGGUCUUGUUGCUGCUGGCAGCAGCACGGGAUCGAUCUCUCUCUUCGAUCCCCGUGUGGGGAGACAGAUAGAGACCUGGAGGGCCCAGAGGGGCCCCAUCACCUCUCUCAAUACUAUAGGCCCCUAUGUGUGUGUGUCUGCUUCUGCUAGCGAGUCAUUUGUAAACUUCUUUGACGUGCAAUCUGUGCCAGUAUCUCUAAACCCUUGCGAGGGUUUAUUCUCUUUUCCCUCAACAGAUGAGCUCAGUGUUUACACUCUGCUGCAGUUUACCCCCAACGGCAGAGCUCUUGUUGUUGCUGGAGAAAGACAACACUCAUACAGACUCAGGGAGGCGACAGGUCUUCUGUCUCACCCUGUGUGUGAGCUGUGGGACCUACACGACAGCAGCUACAGAGCGCAGAUGGCGGUGUGGGGAUCGUCCUGGGAUCGUCUCCAGCCCCACCCCACACCGCCGGGGCGACGGAGACGAUCCCCAGCCGAUCCCCAGCAGCUGUCUCCUCUCUUUGCUCUCCCCCACUGUCUCUUCCCGCAGAUGCUGGCGGUUCAGAACCGCAGCAGCAGCAGCAGCAGCAGCAGCAACAGCAGCAGCAGCAGCAGCAGCAGCAGCAAGUAUCGCAUAUUCUUAAACAAUGCAUUCACCCAGGAAACAGGAGGAGACAGCACAGCACCAACGGAGACACCCCACACAGACCUAGCAGCAUCAGAACCAGCAGCAGCAGCAGCAGCAACAACUGCUGCUGCUGCUGGAGAUGCCGGUGCAACAACAACACCACCACCAGCAGCACCAGCAGCAGCAGCAGCAGCAGGAGCAGCAGCAGCAGGAGAGACAGAAGAGAAACUGAUAGAGUGGGCCCGCAAGGAAGCUGCUGCUUAUGAGGGGCCCCCAGGGGGAGACGAUCGAUCCCCAGCUAGGGGCUUCUGCUGCAGCCUAUGGAGAGACAAACUGCUGGGGGUGGGGGGCCCCAUGCAUAUGGGGGGGGCCCUGCAUCUAUGGGAUGCUGCUACAGGCUGUCUCUGCAGCAGCAGCGUGAACAGCUUCAGUCAGCAGCAAAUAAACUGCGUGGCCCCGGACCCUAGGGGGGGCCCCCUAGCUCUUACGGGGGGCCUCUCCCCCCAGAAGGAUAUAGCAGCAGAUGCUGCUGCUGCUGCUGCAGAUACAGCAACAUAUGCUGCUGCUGCUGCUGCAGAUACAGCAACAGAUGCUGCUGCUGCUGCAGAUACAGCAGCAGCAGCAGCCGCUGCUGCUGCUGCUGCUGCUGCUGCUGCUGCAGUAGCAGCAGCAGCAAUAGCAGCAGAUAGAGCAUAUAAGCAGCAGCUGAUGCUGCAGAAGAUACAGCAGCAGUAUUAG
This is a messenger RNA of Eimeria mitis, 2283 nucleotides long. RefSeq lists its product as uncharacterized. Bases 1 to 2283 code for a protein of 760 amino acids. The record is from RefSeq and is a predicted model, not a curated record. The transcript is spliced from 11 exons. Gene Ontology annotation, molecular function: protein binding. NCBI's taxonomy places the organism in Eukaryota, Apicomplexa, Conoidasida, Eucoccidiorida, Eimeriidae.